AUGCAGCUGGACAAGCUCAACUCCGAGAGCAAUGCAGCAAACCUGCACUACAUGGGCAUUUUCUUGGAUGAUGACACAGCUAUGAGUGUGAAAACGGCUGGCAAUGUGGCAGGGAAACUGAUGAGUUCUUGGAUUCCAGAUCUGGUGCGGAACAAGUAUUCGUCGAGCCAUGCUUCGGGACUGGCAACGUUUGAUGAGCUGAUCAACACUGACAAGUCUGUGACAACUGCUUUGAAGAGAUCUGAUGACCACAGUGCCCGUGCUGCUCCGGCCUCUGGAACCUCCAAUGAUCCUGGCAGCGGUGUGCAAACGAGGACACUUGCAUCGCCGGAUUUUGAUGGAGCCGAUGUUCCAAAUUUCGACAGGGUUGUGGUGUUUGACUCAACACCAUUGGAUGAGUUCAAUGCCACCAAAACGUUGCAUUGCUCUUCAACUUUGCCUGGCUCCACAAUUGUGAUUGCGAAGGUGCAAAAUGAUGGAAGCUGGUGGCUGCUGAAUGAUGGAACUGAUGAUGUCACCCUGGCUACCAACAAAGAGCUCUUUGGCUUCAAUACCGGAUCAUUCAAUGAAGUUCCAGCAGGAGAAGCGGGGUCCUUGAUCGACCAAAUCCCUUGGCUCGUGCAGUCAGAUCUCGAUGUCAUUUGCCUGUGCGAGCAGAAUGGCUCAGCUUUGUCGAAAACACUCAUGACCAUCGCGGACGCAGUGUGCAACAUUACAAGGACCCAGGGAGCCACCGAGGCAUGCAUGCUGGACCAUGACAUGGCACCUCUUACCAAGACUGGUGAGAACAAUGAGAUUCAGCCCUUGCAGUUUCGCUACAGCAUCAGCCCCAAGUCCAAAGUGAAUGCAUUCAAGCCCAAGCCAGUUGACCCAGCCGUGGAUGUCCGCUAUUCCAUGCUGGGUGGGUGCUUCCAAGCCUACAACACCUUGCUUCGAUCCCGCAAUGUGGGAACAAUCUGGGAGGUGUGGCAUUUAAUCUGGGUGGGGCACUUAAUUUAA
This is a messenger RNA of Cladocopium goreaui, 999 nucleotides long. The record is from the annotation of a GenBank genome assembly. NCBI's taxonomy places the organism in Eukaryota, Dinophyceae, Suessiales, Symbiodiniaceae.